CUCGGUCCACGCUCGCCGCGGCGCGCGCCCCACCCCCUCUCGCACACCCCCGCCUCCCCUUUCUUCCCUCCGCAUCUCUCCAAGACCAGAUCGGGAGCAACCUGGGAAAGAUCCUCUUAAGUGCCCAAACCGGCAUCUCGCAACAUUAUUAGCGUCGCUCCUCGCUUCCCUCUUGUUAAAAAGUCCCCGCCUCCCUUAUAUUCUCUCCUCUCGCCAUCAUCCCACCCGCUGCCUCCGCCUCCGGCUUUUUACCGCGCCCGCCGCGAAUGGAUUUGCCCACCAGCCAGUGCAAAAAAGUCAAGCUGAGCAACAAAGUGCAGAGCUGGGGGAUGCAGAGAGCUACCAAUGUCACCUAUCAAGCCCACCAUGUUAGCAGAAAUAAGAGGGGCCAGGUGGUGGGGACCAGAAGUGGAUUUCGGGGAUGCACAGUAUGGCUAACAGGACUAUCUGGAGCUGGAAAGACCACUGUUAGUAUGGCACUUGAAGAAUAUCUAGUAUGCCACGGCAUUCCAUGCUAUACUUUAGAUGGUGACAACAUCAGACAAGGCCUCAAUAAGAAUCUAGGUUUUUCACCAGAAGACAGAGAAGAAAAUGUACGUCGGAUUGCUGAGGUUGCUAAAUUAUUUGCGGAUGCUGGCUUGGUGUGCAUUACUAGCUUUAUUUCUCCUUAUGCCCAGGACCGCAACAAUGCAAGACAAAUUCAUGAAGUAGCAAGUCUUCCUUUCUUUGAAGUAUUUGUGGAUGCUCCAUUGUAUGUUUGUGAACAGAGGGAUGUGAAAGGCCUCUAUAAAAAAGCUCGUGCUGGUGAAAUUAAAGGUUUUACUGGCAUUGACUCAGAGUAUGAAAAACCUGAAGCUCCCGAGUUGGUACUCAAAACAGAUUCCUGUGAUGUCAAUGACUGCGUUCAACAAGUUGUGGAACUUCUACAAGAACGGGAUAUUGUACCAGUAGAUGCCUCUUAUGAGGUGAAAGAACUAUAUGUGCCUGAAAAUAAGCUUAAGCUGGCCAAAACAGAUGCAGAAACAUUGCCAACUUUGGAAAUAAAUAAGGUUGAUAUGCAGUGGGUUCAAGUUCUUGCGGAGGGAUGGGCAACCCCACUUAAUGGCUUUAUGAGAGAAAGAGAAUAUCUUCAGUGCCUUCAUUUUGACUGUCUACUGGAUGGUGGAGUCAUUAAUUUAUCAGUGCCUAUAGUGUUGGCAGUUACAGAAGAGGACAAGGAGAGACUGGAUGGAUGCACAGCUUUCGCCUUGCUAUAUGAUGAUCGGCGCGUAGCUAUUGUUCGCAAUCCGGAGUUCUACGAACACCGAAAAGAAGAACGUUGUGCCAGACAGUGGGGAACAACGUGCAAAGAGCACCCAUAUAUCAAGAUGGUUAUGGAACAAGGGGAUUGGCUUGUGGGUGGUGAUCUCCAAGUCCUGGAUCGAAUUUAUUGGAACGAUGGUCUUGACCAGUACCGUCUCACACCGGCUGACUUAAAGCAGAAGUUCAAAGAUAUGAAUGCUGAUGCUGUCUUUGCUUUCCAGUUGCGUAACCCUGUGCACAAUGGGCAUGCCCUGUUGAUGCAGGAUACUCAUAAGCAGCUUCUGGAUCGAGGUUACAGGCGCCCAGUUCUGCUUUUGCAUCCUCUGGGUGGCUGGACAAAGGAUGAUGAUGUUCCUUUGAUGUGGCGAAUGAAGCAACAUGCAGCAGUGCUAGAGGAAGGAAUAUUGAAUCCAGAAACAACUGUUGUGGCUAUAUUUCCCUCUCCUAUGAUGUAUGCUGGACCAACUGAGGUUCAGUGGCAUUGCAGGGCGAGAAUGGUGGCUGGAGCAAACUUCUAUAUCGUGGGCCGAGACCCAGCUGGAAUGCCGCAUCCUGAGACUGGGAAAGACCUCUAUGAUCCAACCCAUGGUGCCAAAGUCUUGACUAUGGCACCAGGAUUGAUAACAUUGGAAAUUGUACCUUUCAGAGUGGCAGCGUAUAAUAAGAAAAAGAAGUGCAUGGAUUACUACGACUCAGAACAGAGACAGCACCCUUACAGUGUAUGAACCUUCCAAGAGUUACCAAAACGAGCUUACUGUAGAUCAGGGCUGUCAAAUUCCCGCCUGCAGGCCAGAUGCGUCACACUCUGAUGAAGGGGAAAAACGUCCUGAUACAUCACUUGAUGCCGCUGUGAUGACGUGAGUUUGACCCCCCUGCUGUAGAUCAUGGGUAGUAUAUUUUUGUAAGCCUAACCUGUACAUCUCUUUGCCGUAGAAUUCAGUCCCCAUGUAUUCUGCCAUCACCAUCAUGAGAGACUGUGUGGAAAAGCAUUAAGUUGAGCGAACUCUUCCAAUCUUCCUAAUUAAUUAGAGCGAAAAGAUGUGUUUACUGUAGUUGGAUUGGAGGAAGGAUGGCUGGCAACAUGUGAAAGCAGAACUCCCAUUUGGGAUGGUGUCUGUAGCAUGCAGCCCAGAUGUAGGGCGAAAUGUUCUUAGGAGAAGGUGCCUGGGGAGCCGCUCUUGAAAUCCCCCUUCAAAGGGAAGGCAUAAUAGCCGCCUGGAUUCAAUGCACACAACUUGGCGCUGUGGGAGAAUGUAAGGUUUUAAUAGGUCUGCCUUUUUUCUUUUAAUCAAAAAGCACCGAACAAACUGAUGGGCUUUUUAUUAUUUCAUGUCUCUUGCCAAAUAGCAGGCCAGAUUUUCUAUAUAAAUACAUGCAUAGUGGCUUGAAAGUCAAAUGAAGUAGAAUGUUUGACUAUUUGUUGCCUGUAAUGAUGAGUGAUGUUAGUCCAGUUAAGCCAUGCUGGACCUCCCAUGGUUAGAACUGUAGGAGUGGCAAGAAUAUUAGAAUGCUCUUGGAUCUCCCUUCUGUCACAGUUUGGGAGUGGGAGAAGAUAAAUUACAUGACAACAUACCGGUCUCCCUUUCCAGUGUUGGAGUACUGUACUGACAGAUUACCAGUCUAUUCCCUAUUUUCAGUAUUAUGUUUUGUCAGCUGUUCCAAAUGAAAAGAGAGCCAGUUAGGGGUAGUGGUUUAGGUAUCAGGAUAUAAACUGGGAGACGGUGAGUUCUAGCCCUACCUUACACACAAAGGUAGCAGGUGACCUUGUGAUAUUCACUCUUGUUUGGCCCUAGGAAGAAGGAGGCAAUGGUGAACCUCAUUUGAAGCCUUGCCCCUUAAAAUUGCAGGGAAUACUCCAGGCAGUUUUCAGGAAUCAAAAAAUAAAAUGACUCAAAGAAACUCCCCAACUACAAUAGCCUAAAUAUUAUAUUGAUUCUCACAGAAAUCUGGCACAAUCUAGGGCGUGUCAAAUUUUUCAGCUUUCAAUAUCCAAACAUUAGGGGUGCCUUGGGAAUUGUAA
Molecule: messenger RNA, 3322 nt
Organism: Pantherophis guttatus
Lineage: Eukaryota; Metazoa; Chordata; Lepidosauria; Squamata; Colubridae
Source: RefSeq, a predicted model, not a curated record